Messenger RNA from Ceratosolen solmsi marchali, 1839 nucleotides. It is a transcript of the gene hyx, whose product is annotated as cell division cycle 73 hyrax. Gene Ontology annotation, cellular component: Cdc73/Paf1 complex. Gene Ontology annotation, molecular function: RNA polymerase II complex binding. Gene Ontology annotation, biological process: transcription elongation by RNA polymerase II; positive regulation of transcription elongation by RNA polymerase II. The record is from RefSeq and is a predicted model, not a curated record. Lineage: Eukaryota; Metazoa; Arthropoda; Insecta; Hymenoptera; Agaonidae.
AUGGCGGACCCGUUAAGUUUGCUUCGCCAGUAUAAUGUUAAUAAAAAAGAAAUUAUUGAACGUGAUAAACAAAUUAUAUUUGGUGAAUUUUCAUGGCCGAAGAACGUUAAAACAAAUUAUUUGACAUACGGGUCUGGCAAAGAAGGUGCUCCAAAGGAAUAUUAUACACUUGAGUGUCUGCUUUUUUUACUGAAACAUGUUCAACUUACACAUCCUGUGUAUGUGCGGCAGGCAGCUACUGAAAAUAUUCCAGUUGUGCGUCGACCAGAUAGAAAAGAUUUAUUGGCAUAUUUAAAUGGUGAAACAGCGACUUCGGUUGCCAUUGAUAAGUCAGCUCCUCUUGAAAUCCCUACACAAGUGAAACGAGCUGCCGAAGAUGGAUUGGAAAGUGGAUCUUCAAAGAAGCCUCGCUUUGAAGAGACACACGUUCAAAAAGUCAAAGAACAAUUGGCUGCAAGAUUGGAUGCUCCUAAAGAAGCAUCCGUUACCGUUGAAAAUAUUAAAUCGCUUUCAGAAGCAAUGUCUGUUGAAAAAAUUGCUGCAAUUAAAGCUAAACGACUUGCUAAAAAACGUACUACUAUUAAGGAAAAUGAUGACAUUGGAAUGGGUUCAGAUCUCCGUGUUAUUUUGGAUAUGGAUGUUGAUGACACGAAGGAUAUUGUUUCGAGAGAACGACAGUGGCGAACAAGGACAACUAUUUUACAAAGUAGUGGAAAGGUAUUUGCAAAAAAUAUCUUUGCGAUAUUACAAAGUAUUAAAGCAAGAGAAGAAGGCAGACAGAAGGGUCCAAUGGUUCCAACCCCAAUGGUCACGCCACGUUCAACUCCAAUGAGACCAUUGCCACAACCAGCCGUAUAUAAUCGUUACGAUCAGGAACGAUUUAUUCGUCAGAAAGAAGAAACCGAAGGAUUUAAAAUUGAUACUAUGGGAACAUACCAUGGAAUGACGUUAAAGUCCGUAACAGAAGGAACAAAUCCAGCUAUUAGGAAACCCUCGCCAACUUCUUCUGGAAAUCCAAGUGCAACGCCAACAUCCGGCCUCCUACCGACCUCAGCUGCUAAACUGACGCCACAGCAAGCGGCCCAGAACAAGCGACCAAGCCGCACACCCAUCAUCAUCAUUCCCAGUGCCAAUACGUCACUCAUUACAAUGUACAAUGCCAAGGACAUACUACAAGACUUGAAAUAUAUUUCGAAUGAAGAUAAGCGUGCAAUGGGCUGGAAGCGUGAGAAUGAAGUUUUAUUGCAGAGGCGCAAGGAUGCCGGCUUCACCGUGCCAUAUCGUGUUGUUGAUAAUCCUCAAAAGCUCACGAACGCUGAUUGGGAGAUGGGGCCGGCCUGGCAAUUUAAGGGAUGGCCCUUCGACGGCAAUCCCGUAGAAAUAUUUUCCAAGGUAUGUGCAUUUCAUAUAAAAUACGAUGAAAUGCGUAUCGAUGCAAAUGUUGCUCGUUGGGCUGUUACGGUUAUUGAGCUCAGCAAGACUAAAAGGCAUUUGGACAGAGCAGCCAUAAUGAAAUUUUGGGAAGUCCUAGAUAAGCACAUGAUUAAGCAUAAGGCACAUCUGCGAUUCUAAAUACAGUAAUAAAACACCAUGUACAUAUAUUUUAUGGAAUAAAAGAUGCUGGGAAGAAAGUGUAUGCAUCAUCGCGUUGAGCUGCUGCGCCUUAAUCGAAUUCGUCAAUCUUAUUGAGCUCAGCGCGCGCGCACGCGCCCGCAUAUAAUGUGUAUACAUCUGUAUGCUUGUAAUGUAAAAGUGUAUGGGAAAGUGUGCGUGAAUUUAAUUUAGUUUAGUUUCCGGCGGCAAAAAGUUAAAGGGCGAUACGCUGGGUGUAAUUCAAGU